This is a messenger RNA of Drosophila rhopaloa, 6806 nucleotides long. Its product is annotated as endoplasmic reticulum aminopeptidase 2. The transcript is spliced from 13 exons. Gene Ontology annotation, molecular function: peptide binding; zinc ion binding; metalloaminopeptidase activity. Gene Ontology annotation, biological process: proteolysis; peptide catabolic process. Gene Ontology annotation, cellular component: cytoplasm. Lineage: Eukaryota; Metazoa; Arthropoda; Insecta; Diptera; Drosophilidae. Bases 603 to 3980 code for a protein of 1125 amino acids. The record is from RefSeq and is a predicted model, not a curated record.
UUGAUGGACGCAUAUAAUUCGCGCUGCUUCUAUAUACCAAAGAAAAAUUAAAAAGUCAUUUUCAAUCGCCUAAAACUCCUUGUUAUGGUCUUCGUUUGUUUUCCAAUUUGUUUAACCCCGAUUCCGCCGCUCGUUGUGUGUUUGUGUCGAAAGGAAUAAUUAAGUGAAACGGCAACCAACCAAUAUUAUAUAGUAUACAAAAGUGCUUCUCUAUUUGGCGCCUAAAAACAGAAGGAUACUCGUGGCUUCAAUCAUCAGCUCUAGAAGGAAAUUAACACCAGGAACUGGACCAAUUUUUGACCGAAAAACGAAAUCGAACACAACAAUCAACUCUACUCACCGACCUUUCUAGUCUUCUACAUACCCGUUUACACUCGAAGAACCUUUUUGUAACGACCACUUUUGGACAAACAUAUCGCUAGGGAAGGACCCGAGAAAGCGGUGGCUCAACCCCGGACCCAUCCUCCCAAUCCUGCACCAUAAAGACAGGAUCAGCCAAACACCCCAGGAUCACCCAGAAAUACCCAGAAAACCGGAACGUGCCACGUGGCAAAGAAUCCAAGACGGCGCCACUUAAACCACAAGCCUACAAAAUUGGCCGAAUGUUAUGUUGUGGCUUCUGUUGUGGCAAUAUGUCGAAGCGCGAUUACAAAGUGGCCACCACCGAUGGCAUAGAGCUGGAGCCCUUGGGCGGCGAAAAGUGCGAGAAGGAUAAGGACAAGGACAAGGAGAAGCAGACGAAUGGCGUCACUUUCGGUGGCGAAUCGAGUGGCGGGCGGCAGACGCGCACCGGAGUCGCCGUCUGCUCACAGCGCCGGGCUCUACUUGUGGCCGGAAUCGUGCUCGGCUCGCUGCUGCUGACGGCCAUCAUCAUCGCCUACGCCGGACCGCAGAACGACUGCUCCUGUGGAUCGAAAACGGUGUCCGGCUACGAAACGGAUGAAGAGAACAACACGCAGCCCUUCAACCCGAUUGCCACCAAUGGGGAGCCUUUUCCGUGGCUGGAGAAGAUGUUGCCGACAAGUGCGCGACCCCUGCGCUACAUGGUCACCAUCCAUCCAAACCUUACGACACUGGAUGUUAAAGGCCAAGUCACCAUCGAUUUGCACGUGGAGAAGGAGACAAACUUCAUUGUGCUGCACAUCCAGGACCUCAACGUCACCGAGAAGGCUAUCGUCACUCCGGGGCCGAAGGGCUACGCCCUCAAGAUUGUCAAGGUGCUGGAGUUUCCGCCCCGCCAACAGCUCUACAUCGAAGUAAAGGAGAAGCUCAAGAAGAAGUCCAAUUACACCCUCAACUUGCGGUGGUACUCCAAACUCAAUCCGGAGCCCGAAGGCUUCUAUGUGGACCAAUACGAGAGCUCCAAUGGUGUGGAAAGAUUACUAGCUGCCACAGUUUUCCGCCCGAAUGGUGCAAGACGAGCGUUUCCCUGUUUCGAUGAGCCGCACGUUCGGGCGCCAUUCCGCAUCUCCGUGUUCAGAGAUCGCUUCCACAUUGGUCUGUCUAACUCCAUAGUGCACACCACCGAGGACGUGGGCUUCUACAUGGGCACGGGACUGCUCCGUGAUGACUUUAUUGAGACGCCUCCGCUGCCCGCGGAUGCGGUGGCCUGGGUGGUGAGCGACUUCCAACGUGAAUCCCUGCAGCCUUCGGCGGCAUAUAUCCCCACGACACCAGCGCCACUGGGAACCGGAGUGGGUGGCAAAAAGUCCGCCCAGCUAAACAAUUAUACCCAGCUUAAGGGGAAAAACCCGCCGGUACGAAACAUCACUGCCCUGACCCAUUCCUUGAAUGUCAACCUGACGCCGCGCCAAAAUCUGACAAUUGUUCAACCAACGACGACGACAGCUUGGCCUGUAAAUCUCAAUGGGAAUGGAAAGCUAUCAAAUCUUACCUCGUUGUCACAGUCCACGGGAUCGUCGAUAAAGAGAGCUCCCUCGUACACCUUCUACGCACCCAGGGAUCUGCUUAUUCGCUCUUUCUUCAUCCUGCACACAUCAAGGGAUGUUCUGGAGUACUUGCAGACCUGGCUGGACAUCAGUUAUCCCCUCACAAAAGUGGACUUUGUGGCGCUGCCAUCGCUGGAUCGUAAUAUGAUCUCCUCGCUGGGAUUGGUUACCUUGAAAACCUCAUUCUUGACGGAUCCGAGUUCGAUUACCUCUGAACAAUAUCAGUUUAGUGCAUUACGGAUUGCCGAGGCGAUGGUGAGGCAGUUCUUUGGAGGAAUCACUUCCCGCAAAGUGCUCAAGGAUGUGUGGCUGUGGGAGGGACUGAUCCAGUACCUGGGAAUCCAUGCUUUGGCUCCACUUCAAGAGAGCUGGCCUUUGAGAGAGAUGUACCUUUUAAAGAUGGCAACUGCAGCAUUGGACAUAGAUGCAAUCCAAGGAUGGGAUAGCAUUAUGAAUGGCACCAGUCACGAUGGCAACAAUGAGGAGUUCUUUGUGCAGAAGACAGCCGCCAUAUUUUCCAUGUUGCACACGGCCAUCGGAGAGGAUCGUUUUAGGGGCUGCCUAGGCUCGUUCCUUAAGGUUAACCGUUUUAGGACCGCCGAACCCACAGACCUCUGGACCAUUUGUACAAAGAAGGCCAACGGUUCCAAGAAUAUCAAGGACAUGAUGACCUUAUGGACGCACCAGCCGGGUUUUCCGUUGCUUACUGUCACCAAAAUGGGCAACAGUAUCUCCAUCUCGCAAAGGCCCUUCCGACCAGCCGAGUUUCUAGCCAUCCACGAUGACUCCUACGAUGGGAAUAACUAUAAUAAGUCGGCGCUGAAUGCCACGGAUAUGCCAAGUACGGUGCCGCCCACAACGCAGGGUAGCAAACACAAGGCGGUGCCACAUAUGAAAUGGAUCUUCCCGGUCACAUAUGUAACAGAUAUCAACAACGUCAGCGAAACCCUCUGGAUGCAGAACGUAGAUGUAACCUUCAACGUUCCGGAGAACGUGAAAUGGAUCAAAGUGAAUGCUAUACAAAACGGCUAUUAUCGAGUUGUUUACAACGACGACAAUUGGGCGAGUCUCAUAGAGGAGUUGGCCACAAAUCCCAAUCGCUUCACCAGCGAGGAUCGUUUGGGUCUGUUGUCGGACGCCUUUACCCUCUGCCAUGCUAAUUUGCUGCCUUGCGAGAUCACCAUGAAUAUGAUCCAAUAUCUGCCCAGCGAAACGAACUAUGGACCUAUGGCUCUAGCGUUGAGGCAUCUGGAGAAAUGGCGACGCAUACUCAAGUAUUCGGAAUGCUUCCUCAUGCUCAGCGAGUUUAUCAAAAUGAAGAUCUCCACGGUAAUGGAGAAGGUGGGCUGGUCGGAUGACGGUGACGUGGCCACCAGGUUACUGCGACCCGAGGUGCUUUUGGCAUCGGUGCUGUGGGAGGACAUUGAUAGCAUCACCAAGGCAAAGAACAUGCUAAACCAGUAUCUGUACUACAAUGGUUCCGCUAUUCAACCAAAUCUUAGAGAGGUGGUUUACACCGGCUCUAUCCUGUCCGGGGAGUACAUUUACUGGCAGCAUUGCUGGGAGCGUUUCGUCAACCUCCAGCGCACCUCAGAGACUUUUGUGGAGCGGAUGCAGUUGCUCCGCGCCUUGGGAAGGACCAAGGAUGCCUGGCUGCAGAACCGCCUGCUUUCGCACGUGACAAUGCUACCCACCGAGGAGGUGGUGCAGGUGCUGAAAGCCAUUGCCGGCACGCCGACGGGUGGAGCCAUGGCCUGUCGCUUCCUGCAGGCCAAGUGGUUCGAGCUGGAGAAGCGGCUUGGUCCGGGCACGAUCAGCUUUGCCAAGGUUAUAUCGGCCAUCACCCAGUACGGGGCCACAAAGUUCGACUACGAUGAGCUCAAGUCGCUGGUGCAUCGCUUCGGCCGAGGUCACGGGAUGGCCGUGCUCAAUAUGACCUUGAGUAGCGUGGCCUCCAACGUGGAGUGGGUGGCCCGGUCACAGACGUCGCUCUACAAGUGGGUGGAGGGCAACCUGCACUCGCAUCGAUAGAGGAGAAGGACACAGUCACGGAGGUCCUCACACAGUUCUCUCUUCAGACUCAUUUGUAAUUAUGUUCCUCUCUCAGACACGAAUCUUAAGUGAGCUUUGAUUUCGCCGAGUUAACUAACACUAUGGAUCUAUACUCUUUACCAUAUCAUUGCCAGUUCGAUCGAUCUCCUUGGUUUUCUCGUAGCUGUCCUAUAAUUUUAGUAUUCAAAGUUAAUCCACUCAAUUGUAAAUUACGAUUGCUAUGAUCAAGCAGCUCUUAUAUAUGUGUAUAUCUAUACCAGUGGAGAAAACCUUUUCUAGCACAUACGAAUGUGUAUAUCUACAACUGAACAUAAGGAUCUAUCUAUAUAUGUAUAUUGUAUAUGUAUGUAUAUUUUACAAACCAAAAAAAAAAACCAAACAUAUUUAGAGCAAUGGAUAAUUGUAGAUGUAAGUGAAGAACAAAGAACAACAUAUUUUUUCAUAAAAACUUAAAUGAAACGAAACAAAAGAAGCCCCAUAAUCGAUAAACUAAAUCGCUAAUGAAUGCAUUCUAGUAACUGUAUAGCAUAUAUGUAUAAUAAUAGUAGUGAGCGGUGUGCUCGUGUGUUUUUCCGUGUAUGUGCGCAUCGAAAUAUCACUGAAAUCUUCCUUUUGCCCAUAAACAACAUUAAUGCCGAUUUAUACCCACGACUGCCUGACCAAAACCGAAAUAAAAUUAGCAUGAACAAGUUUAAAUCAAUUUUGCAGUAUGGAAGAACUUUAUAAUUUAUAUUAUUUAUUCAUUUUAAUAAAUAAAUCAUUAAUAGCUUCCAAACAAAAAAAUAUUCAUGUUAAAAAUCUAUAUAACUUGGUACUUUUGUUCGCAUAGUAUAUUGGCUCAUUACUUUUAAAUUUCAAAGCGUGAAAUGUGAUACCCCCAACUUGGGAUAACACAAAAAUUAAAAAUUUAUUUCAGCUAAUUAAAAUUGUUUCAUCAAGCAUUAUUUAAUUUAGUAAUCAGUAUAAAUAUCGCAAACCCAAUUAGCUUAAAAUCUGUUAACAAUAUUAUAUGGCUGCCAUAGUAAUUAACUAUCUUAAGCCAUUGAAUAUUAAGAAAAAAACAUAUAUGGUCAAAAGAGCAAAAUAUUGGCAGAAAGAAAAACGUAUGUGAAGUUAUUCCUUUUUUUAGACUCUUUUGUGGUCUAAGGUCAGGCAGGUAGAUAACGUAGGAAAUCGAGAUACGAAAUUACAUAUAGACAUACCAUAAUGUACAUACAUGGCGUACAUGCUGUAGUUCGCUAGAAGUCAAACAUAUUCAAACAAACACUUUUUAUUUCCGCACUCGCAUAAGACACAAAAAUUAACAGAUUACAAUGUUCCGAUUACUACGACUUGUGUCUAAUUAACAUUUUACCAUGUGUUUUUACCAUUUUACCAUAUCGCUGUUUAUCAUUUAAUUAGUUCUGGAACUUCUGCCCUAGAGAUAGCCAGGUUUUAAAGCCCGAGGUGAUUGAGUAAUCUGAGGGAAUCCGACGUUUUCUGCCACUUUAAAAUAGGUUCCGAUAGCACGCUGGUUUUGUCAUUAUAAACCAUAUAAACGUGUAUAAAUGUUGUGCCAUUGGCAGCGCACAGCGAUUAGAGGGGCCCAUGCGACAAGAUUAGCUUUCGAUGGGUCAGGUGCGUAGUUGGAGCAUAUUUUAAGGGGGAACACUUAAUUAAAAAUAUUUCUAAAAUCAUAGAAAAAAUUAAGAAGCAAUCGACCGAACUAAACCCAUACUUUUGUAAUCAAAGAAGUUAACAAUCCCUUUUGAACCACGCCUGAGAUAUCUCGAGCUGGAAAUGGUUAAUCAAAUUCCGGGUUAAACCUUCAACCAUUUUUGACUAUGCUAAUUCGCAAAUGUGUAUUUGCAUUAAUACAUUGGAGAUCUUUGAUUUCGUUUUGGGAAGAAUAGCUUGAUUUUAUCAGAUGUUAUAUAGAUGAGUACGGUUUGCUUGGCUGAGACACACUAAGACUAACUCAAAGAUACUCGACGUCAAUCGCUCAGAUACCCCGAAUUAUAUUCCAAAAAUAUAGAAACACAGAGAGAGAGAGAGAGAGAUAUAGAGAGAAAUACAAAAUACAAGCAACUUUAUUAGCAACAAAGUUAGAUCACAGAGAAAACACAAAAAACAAGUUUUGGAGCGAUUUUACGGAUUUUCGACAAAUGUAUAAGCCAAACAAGCAGCUUAAAAUGAAAAACGAAAACCAAACCAAAUAGAGAUAAUACAAAAAGAACACAGAAUACGACAGAUACUCAAAGCCUAGAGAAAAAAAAAAUAGGGGAAGAUUUAGAAAGUUUUACAGAUCAACUGACAUUAAAAACAUUGUUUUGGUUCCAACUGCUUUUGAUUUAAUCGUUAACCCAUUCAUCGUCUAAUUGUAUUGUACAAUGCAUAUCCGUCCACAGCUUUGAUUAUUUGACUUAAUUCAUUUGGAUUCCAUUUAGUUUUUCAAAAACCCUUACAUGUCCCUCCUUAACCUGUCCUAACCUUCAAUCGCGCUUUGUCCUGAAGUUCAAGAAUGGCCUUUUCUUAAUUCAAGGAUCAAAUACGAAUUCUAGUUAAUUUUAUUAGACGAAUUUUUUUUGCAAUUGGCAUGAAUUUAUAAGAAAUUAUUAAUUAUGCAUUGGCUAUCAGGUUUUAUAUAGAAAUUCGCGUAGGGAAAAUACAAAGUGUAUCUAGAAUGCAAUGGAAAGCAGGCAGAGCAACUCUAAAGACGUAAAUCUAAAUGUAUGCUAAUGAUAUAUACACAUCUAUAUAUAAAUAUAUAUUUACAUAAUUUAAUUUAAGUCAAAUGGGAAUAUUAAUAAAAACGAUAACUAAUCU